This is a messenger RNA of Dracunculus medinensis (Guinea worm), 384 nucleotides long. Lineage: Eukaryota; Metazoa; Nematoda; Chromadorea; Rhabditida; Dracunculidae. The record is from the annotation of a GenBank genome assembly.
AUGGAAUCCGAUCGAAUAGGCAAAUAUUUCGUUAUACCAGUUGCCGUUCAUUGCGUGAAUCUCUAUCAUACAGGCAAACGCUUCUACUAUAAUAUUGAUGGAAGAUUUGAUUUCUCGCAAAUGUUAACCGUUAAGAAUUUGAUGCUAAAAGCGAAAUAUGCUAGCGGUUACAAAGUACCUUCACAAGUUACAAAGUAUCUUCUUUUUUUUCUAGCAUUAUUCGGAAGUAUUCUAUUGGCAGUGACAAGUCAUUAUCUUAUCACUAAAAUACCAGCAAUUCUUAGCGCAUUGAUCUAUUAUUUAAGCGAUUACGCAACAUUAAUUGCUUCGAUGAUUACCGUUUCACUUGAAAUCUAUAAAUCAGUAAAGGAAAAAAUGAAAUAA